Messenger RNA from Schistosoma turkestanicum, 348 nucleotides. The record is from the annotation of a GenBank genome assembly. Lineage: Eukaryota; Metazoa; Platyhelminthes; Trematoda; Strigeidida; Schistosomatidae.
AUGUUGGCUACUAAUGAUAUCAUUAAGUCUCAAUAUGAGACUCUAUUGCAUAAUAGACAUUCAAUGAAUUCAUGGCUUCCUUUACCACAUCCAUGUGUAUUCACUUCGAAUUGGUCAUCUUUAGAAAUCAAUAUGAACAAGAGUCAUUCAUUAGCAUGUUUACAUUCAAAGCGCACAUUUGAUUCGAAUGCCUCAUCAGCAUUGAAACAAUGUGUAAAAGAAUCCUGCCUGAAUAUUAAUGAACAAACACUCAUGACAAAAGACGCCAAUUUAAACAGUGAUAUUUCUGUGGCAAUCAAUGAAGAAUGUGAAACAGAUUCAAAUAUAAUCCGGGAUGAACACAGUAUA